UUUUCUGUCUUCUCUCUAGUAAGAGACUCAAUAAUAAUGUCGAACACUUCAAACUCCGAUCCCAAUUCCGAUAUCCCAUUUGCUUCCUCCAAUGUAACUCUUCCUAGUUACAAUCAAAACCCAAGAAGAAAACGUACUAAACUCACCAACAACGAAGUCGGUUCUUCUUCGUCUUCUCCAAGGCCUAAACCGGUCACGCAACCGGACCCUGAUGCUUCACAAAUCGCACGACCAUGUACUGAAUGUGGUAAACAAUUCGGGUCACUGAAGGCACUCUUUGGACACAUGAGAUGUCACCCUGAACGUCAGUGGCGUGGCAUCAACCCUCCUUCUAACUUCAAACGUAGGAUCAACUCAAACGCUGCGUCAUCAUCCUCGAGUUGGGAUCCAUCUGAGGAAGAGCAUAACAUAGCCUCCUGUUUACUAAUGAUGGCUAAUGGUGAUGUCCCAACCCGUUCAAGUGAAGUUGAGGAACGGUUUGAGUGUGAUGGUUGUAAGAAAGUGUUUGGGUCACAUCAAGCGUUAGGCGGACAUAGAGCAACACAUAAAGACGUCAAAGGAUGUUUCGCCAAUAAAAACAUAACCGAAGAUCCUCCUCCUCCACCUCCUCAAGAGAUCGUUGAUCAAGAUAAGGGCAAGAGUGUGAAGUUGGUCUCGGGGAUGAAUCAUCGAUGUAACAUCUGUUCUAGAGUGUUCUCCAGUGGUCAAGCGUUAGGAGGUCACAUGAGAUGUCAUUGGGAGAAAGAUCAGGAAGAGAACCAAGUCAGGGGCAUUGAUCUUAAUGUUCCUGCGGCGACAUCUUCAGACACAACGUUAGGUUGUUCCUUGGAUCUUAGGUUAGGACUUUGAUAUAUGAUAACUUAAGGUUUUAUAUAUUUAUUGGGUAUUUGGUUCUUUCUCUUAAUUAACAAAAAACUCUCUCUGUAUAUAUGUGUGAUACUUUGUAUGAUGAACGUAUAGGAUUGUGGUAUUGUAUUCUAUAUAUAAGUUAAUUAGUUUAUGAAAUGCAAAUAGAGUUAUUU
Messenger RNA from Arabidopsis thaliana (thale cress), 1022 nucleotides. It is a transcript of the gene DAZ1, whose product is annotated as C2H2-like zinc finger protein. The transcript has a single exon. NCBI's taxonomy places the organism in Eukaryota, Viridiplantae, Streptophyta, Magnoliopsida, Brassicales, Brassicaceae. The record is from RefSeq and is marked reviewed. Gene Ontology annotation, cellular component: nucleus. Bases 37 to 849 code for a protein of 270 amino acids.